CCAAGGGCGACCACAAGAGACGUCUGCGAUGUUGAGUCAGCUGUCAUCGACGUAGAACGUCCGAAUUCGUCUUUUCUCAAUGCGGUGCGCCCGAUUUGGACCGAUUCCGCCGUCCGAGACCGACUUUUCUCUGACUUAGACGUGCCAUGAAGUUCUGCGCGUCCGGCAUGAACGUCGCAAUCGUCGUGGCGGCCGUUCUGGUGGCCGCUCCUUUGGCCUCUUGGGCUCUGCCCGAACCUGGCAAAUGGGAGUUCAAGCCGACGGAGAAAAACCAAACCUACUUGACAUCAAAGAGUUUGAUCAAUGGAUCACAGGUUUUCAUUAGCCUCACUUGCGAUCCAAAGCAGAAUUCUCUGCUUGUGAAUGUGUCGUGGAUUCUGAUAGAAACGCCUUGUCUCCACGAUCCAAUCCCAUUUGGAGAAAAUAGUACGAAAAUUUCGAAUCGAGGCUGGAGACGCAUCAUGCAGCCUAGAGCUGAGUAUGAAUGCCAUGGACUUGUAAUUGUGGAUGAGUUCAACCCAGACAGUGUUCCUGUCAGUGCGAAAACUUCAAACUCAUCCUUGCCUGGAAUUUCUAAAAAUAGUCCAUCGGUGAAGUGGGAAACAAAGUUGGACAAGAGCAAACUGCAGCCGAAAGAGCAUCCGAUAGUGACUGUGCCUAGGGAUGGAAUCUACAUUCUUUUGGUCACCAUCCAGACCAACAGCUAUGACAAGUUUGUUCUCCACAUCGAGAUGCAGAGUAGGCACGGAUACCUGUCGGCAGCCGACUGGCCCCUUCUUCCCUUCUACGGGGCCAUGUGCCUGGUCUACGUCAUUUAUGGAAUUGCUUGGCUGAUCGUCUCGUUUUGUCAGUGGAGAGAUUUACUGCGAAUCCAGUUCUGGAUUGGCGGAGUCAUUCUGCUCGGAAUGCUCGAAAAAGCCAUGUUUUACGCCGAGUAUCAAAGUAUCAACUCCUCCGGCACUCCGGUCCAAGGCGCCGUGCUGUUGGCGGAACUUGUUUCCUGCGGAAAAAGAACCCUUGCCAGGAUGCUUGUGAUCAUUGUCAGCUUGGGCUUUGGAAUCGUCAAGCCACGUCUCGGACCCAUGUUGCACAGAGUGGUUGGAGUUGGCUUGCUCUACUUUGGAUUAGCUGCCGUGGAGAGUUAUCUCCGGGUGAUGGGCCACAAAAACCAGAACAACCAGAUUCUGGUUGCCAGUGUUCCUCUGGCCGUGCUUGACUCAGCCAUUUGUUGGUGGAUCUUCACUAGCCUGGUGCAAACCACCAGGACUUUGAGACUUCGAAGAAACGUGGUGAAGCUGACUUUGUACAAGCACUUCACAAACACUCUUAUUUUCUCUGUCAUCGCUUCCGCGAUCUUCAUGCUCUACUCCAUCAAAGCUAGACUGGUUCUCUGCCAGUCGAAUUGGAAAAAUAUUUGGAUUGAUGAGGCCUACUGGCACCUGCUUUUCUCUGUUCUCCUUUUAGUUAUAAUGAUUUUGUGGAGGCCCACCAAUAACAACCAGAGGUAUGCAUUUACACCACUGCUGGACAAUCCUGAAGACGAUGAGGAAGACGAACAAGUUGUUCAUGAUGCCUAUGGAGUUAAAAUGAGGGCUUACAAGGACAGAGCCAAUUCGCCCAAACCCCGUCCUAGUACCAGUGUGGAGGAUGAUUUGAAAUGGGUUGAAGAAAACAUUCCUUCCUCGAUAGCCGACUCUACCUUGCCUCUCCUAGACUCUGACGAAGAGAUAAUGACAACUAAGUUUGAAGUGUCCAAAAUGCAGUGAGUGAAGUGACUAUUUGAAAUUAUUUGUCUUUGCUGCAACACCUUUUUUUAUUUUAAAUCGAAGUACUUAAUGUGAUUUUAUUUGUGAGCUCACCGGUAAGAUGUUUGUUGGUUAAGCGCACGAAAUAGAGGCGUUUCUGUCCAAAUCUCAUUGGACUUUUCAAAUAAAAGAUACUUUGCUUGAAUUGUAACAAAUUGUUAACAGCCUCAGAACUUGCACGGCCCUUGUCAGUUAAUAUUUGAUUACAAUAUUCAUCUGCCAUAAUAGAUUUUCUUAAAAAAAAAAAAUCAAAACUUAGAAUCAUUGCAUUUUAAAUACUUUAUGUAGCAAAAUAAACCAAUACUUUUGGCAUUGGCUCUACAUAGGGUAAUUUGUUAGGUGGUCUGCGAAACUAUGCCGUUUUUCAGGUUGGCUUGAUAUGAUAACAAAUUUAAAUAAAUACUGUAACAAAUAAUGGAAUCUGCCUCAAAGUAUUGAUAUACCUAUAAAAGCUUUUUCAUAUUCCUUGAGCAAAAUGAUUUUGUGACUUGAAAAUAAAGCAAAAAAUCUCCCCCA
Messenger RNA from Neocloeon triangulifer, 2321 nucleotides. Its product is annotated as transmembrane protein 87A. Lineage: Eukaryota; Metazoa; Arthropoda; Insecta; Ephemeroptera; Baetidae. Gene Ontology annotation, cellular component: Golgi apparatus; membrane. Gene Ontology annotation, biological process: retrograde transport, endosome to Golgi. The record is from RefSeq and is a predicted model, not a curated record. The transcript has 14 exons. Bases 147 to 1766 code for a protein of 539 amino acids.